AAGAGGAAGAUCCGUGCGCUUUGUGUGAUGGUGACCCGCCAGAUUCCGACGAUGAUGUGGUGCCCACUUCCUCCACCAGCUCCUACAAAAUGCGCAAGGAAAGGCUCCACAAAAAAUGGGAAUCCUUGCGAUCCACAUUGCUGCAGUUCUCUGUUGAAAUGGAAGGUUUCGUGCCCCAUCAAUGUAAUUGUGGUAAAACGGUGGAAAGUCGAUGCAGGGAUUGUAGCUUUACGGCAUACUUCUGCCUUGAUUGCUGUAAUCACCUGCAUCAGACCAAACAUCAUUUUCAUCACCCAGAAAUAAUACAGGACGGUGUUUGGAAAUUGCACACUGUUCCUGACAGGACAUUGAGUAAUCCCUAUCAUUCUUGCUCAUUUUCCUACACAAGGGAAAUAACGGUUAUAGAUGAAAGAGGUGGUCAGCAUCUAUUGAAGAUUCUCUGUUGCACUUGUUUUAGUGUGGCAGAGAGUUUUCUGUUUCAAGGUUUGUGGCCUGCUACGCCAGUGGAACCAACCUUGGCAUUCACCACAAGUCUGAUGGAAUUUACCCUGGCACUUGUGAUGGAAUGCCAAGUUUCCAUUUUUGAUCUUGUGAAGGCCUUAGACUUCUACUCCCACCCUCUCAUAAAGGUUCGUUAUAGGUUUAGCUGUAAACGACUCCAUCGUGUGAUAGUUAUCAGGGUCGGCCAGGGUUUUUGGGUAUAUGGUAUUAAGGGGCUUUUUUAA
Pocillopora verrucosa is the source of this 725-nucleotide messenger RNA. The record is from RefSeq and is a predicted model, not a curated record. NCBI's taxonomy places the organism in Eukaryota, Metazoa, Cnidaria, Anthozoa, Scleractinia, Pocilloporidae.